Molecule: messenger RNA, 2195 nt
Organism: Polypterus senegalus (gray bichir)
Lineage: Eukaryota; Metazoa; Chordata; Cladistia; Polypteriformes; Polypteridae
Gene: angpt2a
Product: angiopoietin 2a
Exons: 9
Coding region: 399-1841 (480 amino acids)
Source: RefSeq, a predicted model, not a curated record
GCAAAGCACGUAAAGGGAAAUGACGGCGUGCCCACCCGACUCGAGUGGGUCACGUUGGGCACCCGACUAACGCUUCUUCUCUGUGCUGUCGUCGCCCACCCACCGACGCCUUGAAUGUCCCACAACUUUCGGGUGGCACGUUAACUUGUCGUUAACUAAAACGUGUUGGCCGCCGCCGGGCUGCCAGGAAGCAGCAAGAGCCCCUCAGCCCCCCUAUCCAGCUGCGGGGAGGGGUGACGUAUGCGCACACACACACACACACACACACACUUUCAGCGCUUCGAGCUAACCAUAUAAAGGGCAGAGGCGCAAAUUAGCGGCGACGAGUCUCCCACGGACAGCGCAAGCGCAUCACAGCAGAGCCCCGUCCGUCCACACAUCGAGCUGAGCCGCCGGCGAUGGUCCCUGCGUGGCUCGCGUGUUUCCUCGUCUUCACUUGCAGCGUGACAGCUGAAGACUCGAGUAAGAGACGCUAUCAGAUCCAGAACGGGCCGUGCAGCUACACCUUCCUUUUACCGGAGGUGGACAACUGCUACCCUGCCGCCGGAGCGCAAAGUGAGGAGCCCGAGGACUACGGGGAUUCGGUGCACAAGCUGGAGCAGCUGGAGGUCAUCAUGAACAACAACACGCAGUGGCUGCUGAAGCUGGAGGCCUACAUCCAGGAGCAGCUGAAGGAGGACGUGGCGAGGGUCCAGCAGCAGGUGGCAUCCAACCACACGCCCACCAUGAGCGAUGUCGGCACCAGCCUUCUGAGUCACACUGCAGAGCAGACUCGCAAAUUAAGGGACAUGGAGAAGCAGGUAAUCAAUCAGACGGCGAGGCUUCAGCUUCAGCUGCUGGAGAACACGGCGUCCACCGCCAAACUCGAAGGCCAAGUGCGGGCACAGACUGGCGAGAUCUCAAAACUACACGAAAAGAACAGUUUUCUAGAGAAGAGAAUCACCGAGAUGGAGGCGACCCGCCUGGCAGAGCUGAAAAUCCUGAGGGGCGAGAAGGAGCAGCUGCAAGAGCUGGUGGUGCGGCAGACCACCAUCAUCGGCGACCUCGAGAAGCAGCUGCUGACGGCGACCUUCAACAAGUCGGCGCUACAGCAACAGCAGCACGACAUGAUCCAGACGGUCAACAGCCUCAUCCAGAUGAUAUCGGACCAGAACGCACGGAUGCCCGCAGGCCCCGACGUGGCAAACGUGUACAAGGACUGCGCCGAGAUCCAGAAACUGGGUAAGAGCAGCGGAGUCUACUCGUUGAGCCUUCCCAACAGCACGGAGGAGGUGCAGGCGUACUGUGACAUGGACACGGACGGUGGCGGGUGGACCGUCAUCCAGCGUCGCCAGGAUGGGAAGGUGGACUUUCAACGGACGUGGAAGGAGUACAAGGAGGGCUUUGGUGACCCGGCCGGAGAGCACUGGCUAGGAAACGAGUUUGUGGCACAGCUGACGAACCUGCAGCCCUACACCCUGAGGGUCCAGCUGAGGGACUGGGAGGGCAACGAGGCCUUCUCGCUCUACCAAAACUUCUACCUGGAUGGCGAGGCUCAGAACUACAGGAUUCACCUCAAAGGCUACAGCGGGACGGCGGGCAAAAUCAGCAGCCUGAGCCAACCGGGAAGCGACUUCAGCACGAAGGACAUGGACAAUGACAAGUGCAUCUGCAAGUGUGCCCAGCUGACCACAGGCGGCUGGUGGUUUGAUGCCUGCGGCCCGUCCAACCUCAACGGCCUGUACUACCGAGCCGGGCAGAACACCAACCGCUUCAAUGGCAUCAAGUGGUACUACUGGAAGGGCUCGGGCUACUCUCUGCAGUCUAGCACCAUGAUGAUUAGGCCGGCUAGCGGGCGAUAGCCCCCCGUCAGGGUCUCUGGGACUCGGACCUGUAGAAGACCCCGGACGGCCGCAAGAUGAUUGGCAGGUCGGUCCAAAUCCGGGCACACCGCCCCCGUUGGGUUACACGUCUUCUGGUCAACGUUGAUGCAAAACUGGACUGUGGACGCAAGAAGGACCACCAUAAUUAGGGAACCCGUCCCACGAGCGGGAAGGAGGAUGGCAGCAACUGGAGGGCAGCAGUGGCCGAUGGCAACUCAAUUCUGUCCUGUGCCACAGGCCUCCCUCUGAAUGUGCCAGUAACUGUGCUGAAAUUAGGGAACUAGGGAUGGGCAUCGUGUUGGGAAGGCGGCAAUAAAAGUGCAGGACUCUGAA